UGCAGCCUAUCUGGAAUGCGAGGAGUGGAGCAAGAGCUCAGAAUGCUUAAGAGUGACCCCGGAUCUGGGGGCAGCGCACCCCUCCCCGGAGGAGGAGAGCCGCCAGGUCGUCGGCAAAUAUUAACCAGGUGUGUCGGUCUCUCCCGAUCGCCGCCGACACUUGGUUUAAACCUGCUGUGCGUCACCCGGAGCAGAGCCUCAGCAACUCAGAGACAUCACAAUAUAGACGGCGGGGACCUCAGAUUUCAUCAUCUCCAGUAGCGAAAGAAAGAAAAUACAAACAAACAAAAAACACGAAAAAAAAAAAAAAGAAAACAGGGGAAGGAACACACACAAACAACUGCUCCAUUCCGGGCUCGGAUUGUUUCGCCUCCUUCCCUCCUCCCUCUUCCCUCCUCCCUUCCCCUUCCCCAUUCCCCAUCCCCACUUCCCCCUUCCUUACCUUCCCUCACCCCCUACCCCCUUCCCUGCGCUGGCAUUGAGCUCCCACGGGAAUGAGUGUGUGUAUGUAUGAGUGAGACUGCAAGCGUGAGCGUGGGUGGGAGAGGCGCAGGGGUAGCCGACUGCCCUUCUAUUGGACUCGAGGAGGUAGACCUGGUAGCCAGGCGGGGCCGCUUCUUUUAACAGGCCUCCUUCCAUCUCCCCGUGUCCCACUUUUCCAGCUGUAGUGGAAGACCUGGCUGUGGUGCUCUCCAGCUGUGCUCCAGCGGGGGCUGCUGCUGAGCUCCUUUUUGGCCCCUCCUCCUAAUCCUCCUCUCCUUAGUCUUCCCCACCCCCCCAGCUGUUCUCUGCCACUACUGCUGUUGCUACAGCUGAUUUGCUCCUCCGUUCCUGGCUUCGGCUUUCCCUCUCCCCCCUCAUUCCCCCACCCUACCCCCCUUCAUGGCCGGGCACGAGUGGGACUGGUUUCAACGGGAAGAGCUCAUCGGGCAGAUUAGCGACAUCCGAGUUCAAAACCUUCAAGUUAUCAAAUUAGAAGAUCAGAUUAGGUCAUCUCUAAAGUUCCAUCAAGUGAUCUCCAAGGACUGAAAGGACUGGAAAUUAAGAAUACUUUGAAGUUGAACGGGAAAAUGUUCAGAAGAGAACCUUCACCCGAUGGAUCAAUCUACACCUGGAAAAGUGUAACCCUCCUCUGGAAGUGAAAGAUUUAUUCAUUGAUAUACAAGAUGGAAAGAUCCUGAUGGCAUUGUUAGAAGUCCUGUCAGGACAAAGUCUGCUGCAUGAAUAUAAAUCCUCAUCCCAUCGUAUUUUUCGGUUGAACAACAUAGCAAAAGCACUUAAGUUUUUGGAGGAUAGCAAUGUAAAACUGGUUAGCAUUGAUGCAGCUGAAAUAGCCGAUGGAAACUCUUCUUUGGUUCUUGGAUUAAUAUGGAAUAUAAUCCUCUUUUUUCAGAUUAAGGAACUCACAGGCAAUCUCAACAGGAACGCCUCAUCUUCUAGCUUAUCCUCUGGCCCUCCAGGCCCUGACUCAGAUUCAUCCUUGCCAGCAACUCCCAAAGGAGAAAACAGCGUGGCUUUGUCAGUGAAAGAUCAGCGGAAGGCCAUCAGGACCCUUUUAAACUGGGUUCAAAGAAGAACAAGAAAAUAUGGGGUGGCAGUGCAGGACUUUGCAGGCAGCUGGAGAAGUGGGCUUGCUUUUCUUGCAAUCAUAAAGGCCAUUGAUCCCAGCUUGGUUGACAUAAAGCAAGCUUUGGAGAAUUCUGCCCGGGAGAACCUGGAGAAGGCCUUCAGCAUAGCACAUGAUAAACUUCAGAUACCUCGGCUUCUAGAGCCAGAAGAUAUAAUGGUUGACACACCAGAUGAACAGUCGAUCGUGACAUAUGUGGCCCAGUUCCUAGAGCAUUUUCCAGGAUUAGAAGGGGAAGAUUUCAUGGAUCCUGAUAAAGAGAUUCCUAUUGAAUCUACCUUUGUCCGUAUAAAAGAAACCCCUACUGAACAAGAAGGCAAGAUUUUCCUUCUCACUGAAAAUGGGGAACAUACAUAUACAAUUAACUGUGAAACCAGCCAACCACCUCCUCCAAUAGUCUUUGUCUGUGAUAACCCAGAAGUGGGCAAGGAAUUGGUCACAGAUGAGAGUCCCAGUGAUUCUUCUAGUCGUAGAUAUUCUGAUAGCCCAGAGAACGAGCUAUCCUACAUUGCUGAGCAGGUAUUUCCUGGAGGCUUUAAUAAGCCAAAUGACAUUAAUGAAUCAUUAUCAGAGCCAUCUAUUUUAAUAUCUAAAAAGGCUGACCACAGGCCCGACUCUUUGCCAGUUAAGAAAAGUGUCCACUUUGAAUCAGAUGUAUCUAAAGAUGCUUCAUGCAGUAAGGACAUUAACUUCAAAGGAGACUCAGAGAUGAUAAAUGAGACAUUGGCACAGGAUGAUUCUGUCUCAUCAUCUGGUGUAUGUAAUAAAAUAAAGUUCAAAGAGGGACGCAUGAAAUCACUGGGCUCAGCUCUCAACAAAAUUCUGGAUGACUAUCCUUUGACACAUAAAAAAAAUGGUGGUUUUUCAACUUCUGACAUCCUACCAGGGAAUGCUGAAGAGGAUGUCGAAGCCAACGAAGGAAAUGAUGCUCAUCCUCAUUCAUCAGAAAUCAGAGAUGAGAAGGUAAUCCAAAAGGCUCUGGUUGAGGCUGGUGGGUUUGAAGAGAUGGCAGUAAAGGCUACUACUGCACAUAGCCCUGAAAUGAAAGACCAAACCCUCCGUGACGAAAACUCUGCCCCUGUUGAAAAGAAUGUUGCUCGUGAUGGAGUUUCUUCUAAGGCAAAUGUAAAGCAGUUGACUAAAAAGGCAUCUAAAUGUCAUCAUAAAAUGAAAGAUUCAACUGCAGACAAUUCUGACACUGACUUGCGUAGCUCCGAAGUGCCCACGGUUGAUUCCAGGGAUUCGUCCCUAGUGACCCCUGACGAGGAUAUCUAUAACUACGUUUUGCACCUACAAGAGGAGGCUGUAAUGACCGAGCUAGAUGUCUCUGAAAAGGCAAAGCAGCAGCCUGUUAACAAGGACCAAGAGGAAAAAGCCCCACCUGACAAUCACCUCGAAAUUCAGGAAGAUGUUGAAGAUGAGUUUUCUACCCCACUUAGCAGUGUGAGUCUCGAAACUCUAGGUAGUCAAAGCGAAGACAGUCUUGACUUGAAGCUGUCUCCGCCUUCCUCAAAAGUCUCAGUGAUUCCCCAUGACCUUUUCUAUUACCCCCAUUACGAUGUUCCCUUAUCUGCUGUUCUAGAAGCCUAUGUGGAAGCCUCUCAUGGCUCUCAGAAUGAAGAAAUAGUUCCGGAGAAAUCCACAGAGGAUGCCCAAGAACUUGACACCACGGGGGAAGACCCUCAAAAAGGUUGCAAGAGCAACUCUAGCUUUUUAGUGACUGAGUUGAGUGCUGAAGUCCCACAGAUGGAUCUUCCUAGUCAUCCAGCUGAAACAGAGCCAUCUUCAGAAACUGUUGAGAAAAAAAGCCACGUGGAACAUAAAGGAAAAGACCCCCCGAAUACUGACUCAGUGGACAACUCUCAGUCCCAGGAUUUUCAAAAUGUGGGCAAGUUAGAUGUCUCUUUGGAGAAAUUGCCUGAAGAAGCCACCAGCGCUAAGAAGCAUGAAGAAUGGAAUCAUGGAGACCAAGCAGAGAGUUCGCUCUUUGUAGCAGCUAGAGCUGCUCAUUUCUCAGAGGAUCUAGAAGAAGAAAUCAUUGAUCACAAAGUAAUUUCAAGGACAAGCCACAGUGACACCAGCCUUUAUAUCCGAAGACAGAGUAAUAAGCCCUCAGAAAUGGAUCAUUAUAGUCAUGCCCGUUUGAGACCUACAGAAAUGGAAGAAAGAAGAAAUCGGUUAUUCAGGAAGGCAAACAACUUCGGAGAGGCCAUGCUGCAUGGACAUCAUGGUGCAUCAGACUCCCUUGUACAUUUUGCACAACAACAGGACCUGGUGUACUUCAUCCUCUUCCUCUGGUUGCUGGUUUACUGCCUUUUGCUCUUCCCGCAGCUUGAUAUCAAAAAACUUUGAUUUGUGUGUUUCAAUAAUAAAGGACAGAGACCUAA
Messenger RNA from Monodelphis domestica (gray short-tailed opossum), 4014 nucleotides. RefSeq names its product calmin (gene CLMN). Gene Ontology annotation, molecular function: actin filament binding. The record is from RefSeq and is a predicted model, not a curated record. Gene Ontology annotation, cellular component: nuclear outer membrane; cytoplasm; meiotic nuclear membrane microtubule tethering complex. Gene Ontology annotation, biological process: negative regulation of cell population proliferation; nuclear migration. Lineage: Eukaryota; Metazoa; Chordata; Mammalia; Didelphimorphia; Didelphidae.